Trichoderma breve is the source of this 2211-nucleotide messenger RNA. Its product is annotated as f-box-like domain-containing protein. The transcript has 5 exons. Gene Ontology annotation, molecular function: protein binding. The coding region runs from base 1 to 2211 and encodes 736 amino acids. Lineage: Eukaryota; Fungi; Ascomycota; Sordariomycetes; Hypocreales; Hypocreaceae. The record is from RefSeq and is a predicted model, not a curated record.
AUGGCUGUUGUUGCGCUGGUGACGAGCGGCGACAGGAGGAUCUAUGCGCUUCCUGGGCAGUUGGCUGAUGUGGAGAGGGUUUAUGGGGGUGAAUAUGGGGACGAAGAGGAUCAGGAUGACGUUCCAAGCUCCAUGCGACUACCUAACGAACUGCUACAGCAGAUAUACAGCUAUUUGUCUCCUGUGGACUUUGACUCGGCGAGACACUCAUGUCGAACAUGGUAUCUGGCAUCCUUGGACCGCGAGCUGCUUACCAACAUGUUGAAGCAGGGAGGAUGGUGGAGCAGUCGCGAGGACGUCAUGAGCAAGUGGAUUGCAAGAGAGUGUAACCUCUUAAGCCCGCAAAAGUCUGCCUUUGUGGAAGUCGGCCAUACGGACUUUAGCGCCAUAGUGCCCGGAUCGGUUCCGGGAGACUUGCAGGGGGCAAUGAGCUUCACUGUGAGCUUGUGCGGGAAGUUCUUGAUGGCUGCGCAUGGCCGGGUUGUCUACAUAUAUGAGCUGAAUCAUGGGAUGCCGUUGGGGCUCUUGAGGCCGGUGACGAAGGUUUUGUGUCCGAGGAGAGUUAUUUCGUGCAGUAUGGAUACUUCGGCGGAGAGACAUUCGGUGGCAUUUCUGAUGGAGGGUCGGGUUGGUAUGGUGUGUGAUAUCACGACUGAGAGAACAGGCACGUCGAGUCUUGCGUCGACACCUCAGUCAACUGAACCUCCUGUGAUUAAAUCUGGAUCCGCAUCCGGAUCGGGCGUAUCUUCUGCAUCGGCAUUGUUGGCAUCUUCAAGUCAAUGUGCUUGUCAUGACCAUUUGCCAAGUCUUCCGAUGCCCCCAGAAGAAGGUCCAAGAUCGGUGUAUCGCAAUAUCUGCCAUCCGGAUGAUCCUCCACGGUCGGUGGCCAUCUGUCCUCAAAGGAAAUGUGUGGCCUUUGGAUGUUCUGCUGGGAUUGAACUACACUGGGUUGAUGCAUUGACUGGUCAAGAUCUCAGCAGAUGGUUCCCACUCACGUCUCCGAGUGACUUUCUCUAUUUCCUACCACCGCGAAGGGGAGUGGACACGCCGCGGAAGUUGAGGCUGAUUAGCUCGGCUGCUGGAUCGGGGAGCACAGCGGUAGUGUCUUGCUUUGACGCUGAGCCCUGGUACAUGAGGCAUGGCCGUGGCAUUUCUGUGGAAGCUGGAGGACCAAGUCGAGAUGUCGAUGUUGAUAACGAUGAAAGUCUGCUUAGUCGAAAUGUGCCGCGAGACAGUCCUUUGCGAAGGCUUGUUGCUGCCAGCGCAGAUCAUUUCCGGGCAGUGCCGCUGAGUGACGGCUAUCAUAUCCUGUUUACAGAUCCUCGCACCGGAUGCCUUUGCCUGGGGACGGAUGCUCCUGUGGGCUCACUUACUCGAUUACUUCGCAAGGUCUGGUUUCGUCCUCCUUCACAGGCGUACUCGCCCAUGCCCCUAUUGUAUGUUGCUGGAUCUGAUACAAGGCAUGGCGUUCGUGUUGUCGCGACUUUUGCUGCCAGGCCGCAACUUGACGGUGUUCCGUUGGAUGAGCGCACGUUCUCUUCUGAUACAGGUGCCACGGAAGAUCCUAACCAGCAGCUUAUUGUGUUUUACACAGUGCCUCCGGAUGUAUUCCACGAUAUACGCCGGGCCGAUGCUGAGGCUAGAUCGGCCGGAUAUAGGCCCCCUGAAAGUCGCAGAGUUGGACAUCAUGAGCCAACAUACGGUCACUUUAAUCUGGUGAGCGAUCCCUUUGGACAAGAUUUGCAUUACCCAGUCGAGGUAUAUGGGCAAGUAGUAGCUACGUGCGGGAAUCUCACAGAAAUUGCAUUGAACUCGUCUCCGGACUUGAUCAUCUGGGCCUUUGCUGCUGAAGGGUGGGCAAAGACCUGGGCAUUGAACACUGGGAAAAAUGAGCCAAUCAUCAAUUCUACUGCCCAUAGAGAUGGGAGUGUUCGACAGUAUGAUCCCGAUGGCGAUGUCGUCAUGGCUGGACCUGCGCCUCCAGAGACACCUUCGGAACUCAGUUCGUUGGACUUUAAUCUCUUUGAUGGCUCCCCCAUAAGCAGCUCGGACCGAGAGCCAACAGUUCUAGGGCCGCAUUCUCACGGUAGGCGAUGCCACAUGCUGGGAGAAAUUUGGGAUAUGCAAGGGGGUGAGGCUGAUGCUCUGAGGAUUGACCUGGUAGAGGAGAUAGGAAGCAUUACAAGAGUGGACAUUGAGCUUUUGUCUUAA